UGUGUCAAAGUGUUGCUGCCUCUUGUCACAGAGAGAACCGUUCCCUUAAAUGCAGCUGCAGUGCUUUGGUGUGAUACCUGUCAGAAUCAUUCACGGUGUGAGCUUGGGUUUGUAACCAUGAUGCCAAGAUUGGUCCUUCUCCUUUUCUGUGGAUAUAUUGCAGUAAACCUGGGAAGUGCUCAGAAAUUGCCCAGAGUGAAAAGACAGAGUCUGAAAGUUCAGAUCAAUGCAACAGACGACACUGUUUGCAUGAGGUAUCUUCGACCAAGCCAAAACACCAAACUUGAAGGUUUUGUCCUGGGUUACGGAAGCAGCUUCUUCUCUAAUCAGUACAUUCCUUUACCUUCAGAUGGAAGCACCUACAUAAAUGAACUUGAUGCAGAGCCACGGUAUUUGGUUUCAGUGAGACCAGCGCGUGUUUCAAAUAACAAGAAAUCUUGUUCAGGUCGGAACAAGAAUCAAAAGCCUCUGCAGCUGGUAGUUGGCACUCUCACCCCAACUUCUGUGUUCCUCUCUUGGGGCAUCCUAGUCAACCCUCAGCAUGACUGGACAGCAACAAGUAACUGUGCUAGCGACAGGUUCUACACUGUUCGCUAUAGAGAAAAGGAUAAAGACAAGAAAUGGGUUUUUCAGCUUUGCCCAGUUACAGAAACAGUGGUGGACAAUCUGAAGCCAAACACACUUUAUGAAUUUGGAGUUAAGGACAACAUGGAGGAUAGCAUCUGGAGCAAGACUUUCAAUCAUAAAACAGUUCUGUCUAGUAAGAAAGUAAAUGGACAACUCCAGAAUAUGUACAAAUUGGUACCUAGUACCCAGUCACAGCUUACGCUAAGAGAUAAUAAGAAGUUGGUUCCUGUUACAAUAAUCAAACAAGUUAUUCAGAAUCGGACGCAGUCAAAAACUUCAGAUAGUUCUUCUCUGCCAGGAGCAAUUCUAGUGCAUCUUAUUGUUCCAGGUCUCAAUGAAACUCAGCAAAAACUUCUUCCUCCCCUGUCAAUAGAUGACAUAAGUCAAGUAUCCAGAAAAAAACUGGGUAAGAAUGAAACUCAAGUAUGGCCUGCUGAAUCCAAAACACCAGAAGUUCAAGAAAUCUCGCCUCAGUCUCUCCCAGCUCAGGCUGAGAAAAAACACGGACCUAAGGAAUUUAAAUCAACGCCUAAGCCCGAAUUGCAAACUCAAAACAUAUUGGUUUCUAAUGAAAUACAUCCACUUCCUUCUGGAACCAGAAUCUUUGAUGCUCCAAAAAGUCCAUUGACAGAACUUGCUACUCAGAGUCCAACCUUGAAAUCUGUAUCUCUACCUUCAGCAGAUACCAGAGAGAUGGAGAUAGCUGUUGAUGAAACGCAGCCUGUUUCGUCAAGAUCCAAAACAUCUGGUACCACAGAAGUGCAGCCCACAAAAUCUGCUUCCCAUGGCUUUCUUCAUAUUACUUCUACUCCUCAAACUUUUACAGCUUCAGAAAUGACAGAUGCUGCUGGAUUUACUGCUGAUUUGGAGAUUACCAUGCCUGUAAUUACCACAGAACCGCAAUUGUUAGAAACAGCACUGGCUACUCAGAGGCCAAAGCUGAAGCCUACUUCUCCAUAUGUUGCAAUCGAAGGAAGAGUGGGGGCAACCCAGAGAAGGGGCCCGGACUUCACCUCAACUGCUUCACCGAAAGCCACGAGGACUAUGAAGGCAACCCGGAGACCGAGGCUGAAAUCCACCACUCCUUCCUCCCUGACGACCCAGCAAACUGUGAUUGAUUUUCUUUCAGCGUUUGAUGGCAAGCAGCCUGUUUCUCCAAUAUAUGAAACAUCUACCAUCCAAGAAAUGCUGUCCUCUGUACCUGCUUUCCCAAGAUCAGACCUGGAUUCAACUUCUUUUCCUUCUCUGGAAACUACAAGAACUGUGAUGGCUACUCAGAGGCCAAAGCUGAAGCCUACUUCUCCAUAUGUUGCAAUCGAAGGAAGAGUGGAGGCAACCCAGAGAAGGGGCCCGGACUUCACCUCAACUGCUUCACCGAAAGCCACGAGGACUAUGAAGGCAACCCGGAGACCGAGGCUGAAAUCCACCACUCCUUCCUCCCUGACGACCCAGCAAACUGUGAUUGCUUUCAGUGGUAUUCAGCCUGUUCUUUCAAGCCCUCUGACACCUAGUAAGCCUGAAAUAGCAGAUGCUGAACCAGCAACAAGUGAAUCCAUUCUGGAAUCUUUCACACCUAAAACUUCUCGUCCUUUUCAAUGGCCAAGGGUAACAUUAGCUCCUAAAGAAAUACCACUUACUCCUAAACUGAAACCGUCUGCUAUCCCAGAAGUACAGCAUGUGGUAACCGCUCCAAAACCCCCACUUCCAGAGCCUAAAACUUCUAAGACUGUUGAACAACAAAAAGCAACUUUAGCUCCCACAGAAGCAAAACUCACACCUUCUGCAUCUAAACCUAGACCGCCUGGCAGACCCAGAAAGCCACAAAUUAAACCUGUGGUGGAAUCUAUUACACUUAGAGUUGAACCACCAAGGUCAACAAUAGCUCCAAAGGAGUUUCCUCGCAUUCCUUCUAAACCUAAACCUUCACCCAAACCUCAUAUUCCACAGGCUAAAGAUGUCCUGGAAUCUGUAACGUUUAGAACUGAUCAACCAAAACCAACAAUAGUUCCAAAAGAAUCACAUCGUAUUCCUUCCAGACCUAGGAUACCACCAAGCUCAGAGGUGCCACAGACCAAGCCUGCUCUGGAACCAAUUACGUUUAGAACUGAAAAACCAAAGUCAACGUCAGUUCCUAGAGAGACACGUUAUGGGCCUUCCAAACCCAAAACAUCUCCCAGUCCACGUGUUCCUCCAACCAGAGCAAGUCCAAAAGAAAGUCGACGAGUCACUGCCAAGCCUAGAACAUCACCAAUUCCAGAUUUACCACACACAAAACCUGCUCCUAAAGAAACACAACAAACUUCCUUUAAACCUAAACCAGCUCCCAUUCCAGAUGCUUCACAACGCAAGCCUGGAAUCAUUCCAUCCUUCCGUGAACCUGAUUCUACUAUGAUUCCUCAAAUGCCUCAAAGAAUAAAACCAACACUGGCUGCAACUGAAAAACCAUUCAUUCAUACCAAACCAAAAACAUAUGAAAAACCAAGAGUGCCAUACACCAGACCUGCAGUACAUCAAACAACCCCGCAAACAAUUAUCACAAAAACUUCCACCACCACUGAGCAGUCAAGGGCAACAAUGGCUCCAAAAGAAACAAUGCUCCUUCCUUUCAAACCUAAAUCAUCUGUUGAGACAGAAGUACCACAGACUAAACCUGCUCCAAAGACAACACACCUGGGAUCAAUUAACCUUAUAACAGUUCAUGUUGUUGAUGGGUCCAAAAUGACUUUGGUUCCCAAUGAAACGUAUCAGAUUUCACCCAAACCCAAAACUGCUCUCACUACUGAAAUUCCAUGGUUGUAUACAGCAGGACAUAAAACACGUCUCACUUCUUUAAGACCAAGGCCAUCUGAUAAAUCACAGGCCAGACCUGCUCCAAGUAAAACCACAGUAGCACCAGCUAGAACAAAAGCACCUGGCUUGCCCAAGUGGAUUGUGCCAACAACAGAUGACAUAUAUACACCUGAGGAUAUUGCCAGACAUAUUGGCAUGGAUGUAAAAAAACCUUUGGAAUAUAUUGACACCUGGGAGAAGCCAUUCUCUGGAACUACAUCACCUAGACCUCAGCAUCCUCCUAUACCUCCUGUCAAGCCUACACCAAUGCGAAGAAAGCCUCUGCCUCCAAACACUGUGACGGGUAAACCAGGCAUACCAGCUAAACCAGCUGGACCAACAAUGCCCGUGAAGACAGGAGUGCCAUAUAAGACACCAACAGCUUUUGCAACUCCAGAGUAUUAUGUUGAUGCAACUGUCUUCAGUUCAAGCCCUACGUCAGAAACAGACUCUUCAGGCAAACCAAGGUACCUAGCACCCCAUGUCAAAUAUAUGAAGAAAGAUGAUGAUGUGCCUUGCUCUAUCACAAGCUCUCUUGAACAUUUCCCUCAAGAAGAGGCUGGCAUCAAAGAAGAACCUACUCGUCCUCCACAGAAUCCUCCCACCAACCUCACAGUUGUGACUGUUGAGGGCUGUCCAACUUUUGUCAUAUUGGACUGGGAAAAACCAGACAAUGAUACUGUUACUGAGUAUGAGGUCGUGUCAACUGAAAAUGGAGCGACUGAUGGUGAAAAGGAGAAGUCAAUUAUCACUACAAAUCAAACUCAUUCUACUGUGGAAAACCUAAAACCUGACACAAGCAAUACAACUGGUGCUGGAGACCAAGCCUUAGUUUCCUCCAUUUCAUCAACAAAUGAGGAGGCUGAGAUGAGACAGCAAAGCAAAAGAUCUCUGGACUAGCAGCUAAAGAAAGACAGUGGGCACUGCUGUUUGUGCUUUCGCUUCUAUUUUAAUCUCUGCUUUGGAAUGAGGCAGUUCCAUUCUUGAAAACCAUCUUCAGACAACUGUUUUGGGGUGGUUUUUUUUUUUUUUCCAGAAAGGAUGCAAGAUGGAGGCAGGCAGAACCAGCUAGAACUCUUGGAAAGGUCAUAAGGAGGACAGGAACUGUGGGAAAUAGAUAAGCUGGUUUAUUUAACUUUAAUUUGUAACAGUUCUGUCAAUACCUAUGAGAAGAUGUGGGAAGCAAGAGCAGAGCAGAGACCAUGGAGACCAGCUGUCUUUUGUAGUGUGGAUUUUGUGAAAAUAAACUUGAGAUCAGCACCAACAGGCAGAUGAUGUCUUAGGAUAAAGAGGAGUACCUUCACCCUGAUGAGGUGAUGGUUAUAAUCUCCAUUCCCACUCUCAAAAGAGAAAGGCAGCAAGUAUUUCUGGAUUCAGGAAGCCAUCAUCCAAAAUUGAAAAUAUUUUAUGUGAAUUGCAGUACUGCAUGUCCCUUGAGUCCCACAGGAUUUCAAGGAGGUGAAGUCCUCUGUGCAGUUCUGCUUGAUUAAAUUGCAGUUUCAAAAUGUGUGUUUCCUAAUUUUGAAGACUCAAAAGGACAAGAAGUUAUUACUGUUGCUGUUUGAAUCCAGGCUUGUUGGCACAUUAAGUUCAGGAAAAGUAAGAAAGUCAUUGAAGAUGACUGGCAUCAUGUAGACAGUGUUAGUGUUGCAAAGAAAAACGUAUAUCCACAACAAAGGUUUCCUAUUUGUCAGGAGCUGAUUGCUCACUGAUUAUGUAAAUGGCCAGGUGGGUAAAGGUGACUGAAAAUAGAAGGGAGAGACACACAGUGAAACACAACUGAAUAAUUAACAGAGUCCCUGAAAUGUCUGCAAUUUCAUCAAGUAAUACAUUAAAUCUAGGAAGUGGAUUUUUCCAUAACUAGCUUUAAAAGAAAGAGCUGUAGAAGAGGUGGAGCUGGAAAAAAAACUUGGAGCAGAAAAAGAAAUCUGACUUGCAAAGGACCAACAUUUACAAAACUACUAGCAAGUAUAUGGAAAGAGAUGCUCAGUAGCAGAAAGUGAAUUAGCUAGGAAAGAACCUCUUGGCCCUGAAACACUUUGGAGAAGCUGACGAGCUGAAUUUGAGAUUCUAGUUUUUCCAACUUUCCUGAAGCCAUCAGUGAUGCUGUGUGAAUCCCAUAUGCGGCUCUGAAGAUUCAGUGCCUCCAGAGCUGAGGAAAGUUCAAGAUUGAUCCAAUCUGGGCAGAUCUAAAUUGAGAACUGCCAAAAGGAAUAAGGAUGACUGUGAAUGUUGAAUCUCAGUUUCUGUCAGUAAAUUUUAACCAGAAACUUCCUAUGGCAGCAGAACUACAGUUCAAGCCUGUAAUUCUCCAGAAGUUUAGUCUUGAGGAGCUUUACAUGACAAAAUGGUCUGUAGCCCCCCCUUGUCCUGUUGAGGUAAAACAGAUAGGAUAUGCUAAUGCCUGGCCAGAAGCUGAAGAAUUAACUGUCCACAUCCAGGAGGACCGAAGCAACAUGAACAAAUCAUCAGUGCAAAGGGGACAGAGCAGGCAGCUGUGAAAAAUUGAGUGUAUCUGUGCCUGACAGAUCAUGCUGUUCCUUUUUUCUGUUGCAUUCUUCUUUCAAGUACAUCAUACUGCUACCUCUGGAAAGCUCUGCAGUAAGCCAGGCACCCCUAU
This is a messenger RNA of Tympanuchus pallidicinctus (lesser prairie-chicken), 6076 nucleotides long. It is a transcript of the gene ABI3BP, whose product is annotated as ABI family member 3 binding protein. Gene Ontology annotation, molecular function: protein binding. NCBI's taxonomy places the organism in Eukaryota, Metazoa, Chordata, Aves, Galliformes, Phasianidae. Gene Ontology annotation, biological process: positive regulation of cell-substrate adhesion; extracellular matrix organization. Bases 118 to 4356 code for a protein of 1412 amino acids. The transcript is spliced from 52 exons. The record is from RefSeq and is a predicted model, not a curated record.